Molecule: messenger RNA, 1087 nt
Organism: Trematomus bernacchii (emerald rockcod)
Lineage: Eukaryota; Metazoa; Chordata; Actinopteri; Perciformes; Nototheniidae
Gene: wnt16
Product: wingless-type MMTV integration site family, member 16
Exons: 6
Coding region: 1-1074 (357 amino acids)
Biological process (GO): multicellular organism development; cell fate commitment; neuron differentiation
Cellular component (GO): extracellular region
Molecular function (GO): frizzled binding; cytokine activity
Source: RefSeq, a predicted model, not a curated record
AUGGAGACUCGGAGCUGUGGAGUCCGGAACACCUGGACCCUGACCCUGCUGCUGGCCUCCGUGAGUCCGCCGGGCUGCACCGCCUCCUGGGUGUCUCUGGGUGUCUCCUCCCUGGGUUCUCCGGAGAGGCCUAGCUGCUCUGCCCCCCCGCUGAGCCCCCGGCAGCGGGACCUCUGCAGGAAGCAGCCGCUCCUCAUGCCCAGCGUUCAGGAAGGAGCCCGACUCGCCGUCUCAGAGUGCCAGAGCCAGUUCAGACACGAGCGCUGGAACUGCUCCGUCCGCAAAGAGCCCCCGGUGUUUGGGCACGAGAUGACCAGCGGAUCAAAAGAGACGGCGUUCCUGCAGGCGGUUCUGGCGGCGGGUCUGGUCCACGCCGUGACCCGGGCCUGCAGUCAGGGCAACAUGACGGAGUGCGGCUGCGACGCGCGGCUGAGAGGAGGCGGAGCUCCGCAGGGGGCCGAGGGCUGGCACUGGGGCGGCUGCUCCGACCACAUCCAGUACGGGAUCUGGUUCAGCCGCAGGUUCAUCGACGGGACCGUCAGAAACACGACGAGCGUCAGAGGAGGAUUCACGCAGAGCAGCGCCUACAUGCACAACAGUGAGGCGGGGCGGCAGGCGAUCGUCCGCACGAUGUCGACUCACUGUCGCUGUCACGGCGUCUCGGGGUCCUGCGCCGUGAAGACGUGCUGGAAGACGGUAGCGCCGUUCGAGCGCGUCGGCGUUUACCUGAAGGAGCGGUACGAGUGCAGCGUCCAGGUGUCCGACCGGUCCAAGAAGAAAUCGAGGAGGAAGGAGCAGCGGCGCCCCCCGGUGGACGCUCAGCAGCUCGUCUUCAUCAACAAGUCCCCCAACUACUGCCUGGAGGACGUGCGGCGCGGCGUGGCAGGCACUCGAGGCCGGCGCUGCAACCGCACGUCCUCCGGCUCGGACAGCUGCGUCCUGCUGUGCUGCGGGCGAGGCUACAACACGCACCUGGUGAGACUCGUGCAGCGCUGCGAGUGCAAGUUCGUCUGGUGCUGCUACGUCCACUGCCACCGCUGCGAGAGCAUGAACGACAUGCACACCUGCAAAUAGGACAGGGACACAC